AUGUCUCCCGAUCUAGGAAUCGUGAUCAAACGUUACUACCCCCCGGGUGUCACAACCAUCAUUGCCUCCAGCUUCACUUGUUUCCUGGGCCUUAUCGACAAGGACACAGUGCUUAAAUACUUGCAUGAUGAGAACCCCGAUUUUCACGAGCAAGCACGCCUUAAUAUCGAAGCUGAGAUAUAUACCAUUCUUGGUGACCACGAUCGAAUCAUUAAGUUCAAAGGCAGAAAUCGGCACGGUAUCUGUCUCGAAUAUGCAGUCAAUGGAUCCGUUGCUCAUUAUCUUAGACAAGCCAGUAGCAGCCCAACGACUUCUCAGAGGUUCAAAUGGGCACAGCAGGCAGCCGAAGGUAUGGCGUACAUCCACAAAUCAAGGGUUAUUCAUUGCGACACUAACACAAACAACCUGCUCCUCGACCAAAACCUCAAUAUCAAAUUUGCGGACUUCCAAGGGCGAUUCUUGUCACCAGAUGGUACUACUAUUCUGAAUGGCCUUUCAUCAGAGAACAUAAAGUCAUCUAUGCCUCGUUCUGAUCCAAACCAUGCAGAUCAAAAGACAGAUAUCUUUGCUUUAGGGUCUGCGAUUUACUACAUGAUGACUGGACAUGAACCGUUUCCAGAGCUGAAUCCUUUAGUCGACGACGAUGAAGUGGAAAUAGAGGCAAGAUUCAAAUUGGGUCGUUUUCCAGCCUUGGAUCCCCAGCUAGGUGGCAAGGUUGUGCACAAUUGUUGGGCGGGAGCAUACAGGUCGGCUUCAGAGGUGGUUGAAGAUCUCCAAGAGCUUGCCAAAACUACUCUAGACGUAUAG
This is a messenger RNA of Hymenoscyphus albidus, 807 nucleotides long. The record is from the annotation of a GenBank genome assembly. NCBI's taxonomy places the organism in Eukaryota, Fungi, Ascomycota, Leotiomycetes, Helotiales, Helotiaceae.